UUUUGUGAGUAGUGUUGUGAUGAUAACGUGCGCCAGUAGUAAUCAUGUUUAGUUGUCCAGUUGUUACAGAAGUUUAGCGAGUAACGUGAUCACCGCAAAACUACGAAACCUUAGAAGCGAUAAUUAUAUUAUUUCAAAAAUCGACAAAACACAAGCAAAGUGUUGCAAUAUCUCAACUAAAGCUGACAACGGGCUCUCGAGCAAGUCUAGAAAAAUGCUUGACCAAUUGCCAAUCUGUGCUUGCGGUGAAAUUGUUCGUGGAUUUGGACGUGGUUCCAAAGAGCUAGGGAUUCCAACCGCGAACCUGGCGCACGAGGUGGUAAAAUCUCUGCCCGCAGCCCUGCACACCGGAGUCUACUACGGAUGGGCGAGCGUGAAUAAUGGCGAUGUGCACAAAAUGGUGCUCAGCGUGGGCUGGAAUCCCUUCUACAACAACAAAGAGAAGAGUGUCGAAACGCAUAUAAUGCAUAAUUACAACUGUGAUUUGUAUGGACAGAUGUUAAAAAUAUGCAUCACUGGCUAUCUGAGACCUGAACAAAAUUUCGAUUCAGUGGAGGCACUAAUUGCCGUCAUUAAAUCGGACAUAGAAAAAGCGAAAACGAUGCUGGAAACGUUGGAACAUAAAAAGCUACAAGAAGCUCAAUUUUUUUCCGAGGAAAUAAAAAAAUGUUGAUCAUUUGAAAUACCUCACAUAUAUAUAUACGUUAUCACUCAAGUAUGCUGAACCAUAAGAUUCACGUAUUUGAUAAAAUGUAUCAUGUACUUAAGAUAGAUCUUGAUCUUGAAUUAAAUGCAAUUAUUUUCACCACGUAA
This is a messenger RNA of Drosophila grimshawi, 813 nucleotides long. RefSeq names its product putative riboflavin kinase (gene Rfk). The record is from RefSeq and is a predicted model, not a curated record. Gene Ontology annotation, biological process: riboflavin biosynthetic process; FMN biosynthetic process. Gene Ontology annotation, molecular function: riboflavin kinase activity. Bases 215 to 673 code for a protein of 152 amino acids. Gene Ontology annotation, cellular component: mitochondrion. The transcript is spliced from 2 exons. NCBI's taxonomy places the organism in Eukaryota, Metazoa, Arthropoda, Insecta, Diptera, Drosophilidae.